AUGGAUUACACUCACCUUGCGCCGAAUUCUGCGACGGAGUCUCUCAGAGACCACCCCUCAUCAACUCGUGAUUUUCAGAGUCGACCACAAACUCCAAUGGGGCCUGUAGUCGCUGGGGGUGAACCUGGACGAAAGCCUAGAAAGCUUGUUCUUUGUUUUGAUGGAACUGGUAAUAAGUUUCAUGGCGAUGAUAGCGACAGCAAUAUUUUGAAGAUCUUUCGAAUGUUGGAUCGCGAAGCGGAUGAUCAGUACCACUAUUACCAACCUGGUAUUGGUACAUACGUGAUCUCAGGAUCUCUCACCCACACCGGUAUCAAGGCUCGCUUUAGCUCUUGGUACCAAAAAGCCAAAGACUCUGCAAUUGGUUCUUCCUUCGAUCAGCAUGUCGUAGGAGGUUAUCGAUUCCUCAUGCGAUUCUAUAAUCCUGGCGAUGAGAUUUAUAUGUUUGGCUUCAGUCGAGGAGCGUACAUUGCGCGAUUCCUGGCCGAGAUGCUUGACUAUGUUGGUCUCUUGUCGCACGGUAAUGAAGAAAUGGUCAAAUUCGCUUGGAAGGCGUUUUCUCAAUGGCAAGGUCGUGAGUCAGUCCCCGAAGACGAUGAAGAAGACUGCAGCAAGGAGCCCGACAAGCGAACCAAACGGAUAAAAGAGAAGAGAGAGGAAAUGUUUCGAUUCAUGAAGGGUUUCAGAGAGACGUUCUCCCGCCCUGUUGGUCGUAUUCGUUUCCUUGGCCUGUUUGACACAGUCAACUCGGUUCCCAGCUUUGAGACUGCUUGGAUGCAGCGUAGCAAGUUUCCCUAUACCGCACGAAGUAGUGCUAGGGUGAUUCGUCAUGCCGUCAGUAUUGACGAAAGACGAGCCAAGUUCCGUCAAGAUCUCAUGUAUCAAGAUCGACCAAAGCAGAACCCAGAAAAGCACCACCAUUGGCACAAGGCCAUUAAUGACCUCCGUGAAGACAUCCGCGAGGACCUUCAUCCCCACGAAGAGCGAGGAAGAAAGCCUUCCCACCUUUUUCCCAACGACAAGCGAGGCCAAAAGAAGGGAGGCGAAUUCCAACGAUAUCGAGCUCGCUCAAAGUCAUGCCGAAGACAAGCUCAAAGUGGUGACCCCGACACCUUCUCUAAUUUGUCGGGACUUGCCCUCUCCGAGAUCAACAACAUCGACGACGAUGACGAACAAGAUAUGGACGAAGUCUGGUUUUCUGGAGGACACGCUGAUGUCGGCGGAGGUUGGGAGAUCCACGAAGGUAGCAAGAGUACUAGUCACAUCCCUCUUGCAUGGAUUGUUCGAGAAGCACAACGAGCCGGUCUUCCCUUUGAUGACCAAAAGGUUGCUGAGAUGGGCUGCUGCGUUAGCCAUGAUUGGCAAGCUGCUACAGGAAGACCACCCAUUCCUGACCUUCGAGUUUCCAGUGGCAGCGGAGGUCCAGGUCAUGCCCCAGACAUGCCCAUGGACGAAAAAGAAGACGACCCCAAAGAAAAGUUCCACGGAGUCAUGCACGGCGCUUGCACAGCUCGAAUCCACGACUCACUAGAGUACGGUCAAGGUUUGGGUGCCAUUGCUGUUUCCGCUUGGAAAAUCAUGGAAUACCUGCCCUUCCGUAGAAUGGAUCUCCAGUCUGACGGAUCAUGGAAGCCAAUCCGUUGGCCUCUUCCCGGCGGCGAAACUCGUGAUGUUCCUGAUGGUGUUCGGGUCCAUGGAAGUGUCAUUCGUCGUAUGAAGAUGGACGAGAAUUAUCGUCCUGGAAAUCUCAUCAUCGGAGGUGGUGGUCGGGGCGUUAGAAAAGCACCUGCGAAACAUGGUAUCGGUGAUUGGGAAUGCGUAGUUGAUCACGGUGAUCCAGUUGGUGAGAUUUGGAUGCGAAAGAAGAAGGACGACAGGUUGCACGAUUGA
Fusarium coffeatum is the source of this 1890-nucleotide messenger RNA. RefSeq lists its product as uncharacterized. The record is from RefSeq and is a predicted model, not a curated record. The transcript has 2 exons. Bases 1 to 1890 code for a protein of 629 amino acids. NCBI's taxonomy places the organism in Eukaryota, Fungi, Ascomycota, Sordariomycetes, Hypocreales, Nectriaceae.